This is a messenger RNA of Seminavis robusta, 1168 nucleotides long. Lineage: Eukaryota; Bacillariophyta; Bacillariophyceae; Naviculales; Naviculaceae. The record is from the annotation of a GenBank genome assembly.
GGAUCCAAGCAGAGAAUGAUGAGAACCGGAAUCCGGGAUUAUUCAACAUUAAGCUUACUAAGCUGCCAUUCAUCGGGUCAAAAGUGGAUCUUGAAGUAAGUUCUCCGCGACCCUUCUUUCGCCCACGAUUUGCCGCUCACAAACACAGAGACAACACAACAACAACACACCGAAAAGCACACUUCUUGUUUCAAUUGCAGCUUUAGAUUCAAUUGUCGACCAUGACGACCUCUGCAUCCGCCCAAGAAGCGGUUGCGUACCUCAAUGAGAAGAAACCACUGGGAGCAUGGAGCGUGGAAACAAAAGGCGGUGCUGUGAUGAGACUGCUGCGGAGAAAGAUUGCCGUGACGGACAGCUACUUUUUGGAUAUUGCACACGAUCCAGCGUCGGGUUGUGUCGUUGGAAUCCUGUCCAAAGGAGCAGGAAAAGCACAGGGUCAAGUGCUCGUCGAUCGAGAUGGCAAGUUGGCGGGAUCCAAAGCCAAGAUCAUUUCCGUAUCAUCCUUUGAUCCCAAUCGAAAAAAGCCAGCUUCUUCGCGGUCGUCUACUACUACCAGGGCAUCCACCACUACAACUGCUCCCACAACCAACACGAAUACCAACAACAAUACUCUAUCAGACGAAGAAAACAAGAAAUUGAUACAAUACGCUCUCACGGCCAUUGUGGGAGUCGUCAUUUUGCGACUCAUCACACAGGCACUUUCCAUUUUGGCCAUUCUCAUUGUGCCGGCUGUGUAUUUGUAUGCUUUGCAAACAUGUCCGCACGAAUCCUCCUUUGAUGCCAAGAAGGAACUCCGACGGAUUUUACGAGGACAUCAUUUGCCCGAAAGUCAUCCCGACAAACCCAAAAACUUUUUGGAUCGAACGUUUGCCCGGGUCAGUGCUGCUGUUACCACCGAACUCGCCACGGGGUUGGGAUAUGAAGUGUCCAUGAUGAGUUUUUGGGGCGCAGCAUGGUUUACGAGUGUGCGAGUGCCCACAUCUCAACUGGACUUUUAUUGGAUUGGUGCAUUUGGUCAGUGGACGUAUGUGUACUCCAAAAAGUAUGAAACGGAGGCAUAGUGAGACCCAUGUUGGCCUGCUAUCUCUUGGCCAAGUUAUCGAUAGAAUGAAUUAUAAAAGGUAUAUGAACAAUCUACAAUAUAUAAUCGUACAGUACAGCAUACCAU